CUCUAUCGACUUGGCCGGGGGUGUGUGUGUCCAUCAAUCUGAUAGGCCAGACAGGCCUCGAGCUCGCUAGACACGCCAGUCGGCUGCAUCCGCCAUGUCUGGCGCAAGGGAGAAUGUCUUUCCCACCCGUCAGAACCUGCAGCUCGUCAAAGGCCGUCUGAAAGGCGCUCAGACCGGCCACUCGCUACUCAAGAAGAAGGUCGACGCACUCAAGAAGCGCUUCAGGACGAUCACUAGCAAGAUAGACGAGGCAAAGCGAAAGAUGGGCAGGAUCAUGCAGCUCGCUGCCUUUUCGCUCGCAGAGGUCAACUACUCUGCUGGGGAUAUCAGCUACCAGGUACAAGAAGCGGUCUCCCAAGCGACGUUCCGGGUGGGCACGAAGCAAGAGAACGUCUCCGGUGUCGUGCUACCCAGCUUUGAAGUCAAGCGCGAUAAGAGCGAUGGCAAUGGUGACUUCAAUCUGACCGGUCUCGGACGAGGCGGCCAGCAAGUACAGAAAUGUCGAGAGAUCUACGCCAAAGCCGUCGAGACGCUCGUCGAGCUUGCCUCGCUUCAGACGGCUUUUGUCAUCCUCGACGAGGUCAUUGCGAUGACCAGCCGGCGAGUCAAUGCGCUCGAGCAUAUCCUCAUCCCCAAACUCGAGAACACCGUGUCCUACAUCAAUUCCGAGCUCGAUGAGAUGGACAGAGAAGAAUUCUACAGACUCAAAAAGGUGCAAGGCAAGAAGCAACGUGAUGCGGAAGAAGAAGAGGAGAAGAGAAAGAAGCAAGAUGCACACGAGAGCGAGCAGAGUGAGGAUAUGCUGCAGACAAAAGAUCCAGAUAUUGUCUUCUGAUCACACGAGAUCAUGUAACAUCAUGCAGUGCGCACUGUACCUUUUCAUACAACAAC
Mixia osmundae IAM 14324 is the source of this 891-nucleotide messenger RNA. RefSeq lists its product as uncharacterized. The record is from RefSeq and is a predicted model, not a curated record. The transcript is spliced from 8 exons. Gene Ontology annotation, biological process: vacuolar acidification. Gene Ontology annotation, cellular component: fungal-type vacuole membrane; vacuolar proton-transporting V-type ATPase complex. NCBI's taxonomy places the organism in Eukaryota, Fungi, Basidiomycota, Mixiomycetes, Mixiales, Mixiaceae. Bases 95 to 835 code for a protein of 246 amino acids. Gene Ontology annotation, molecular function: proton-transporting ATPase activity, rotational mechanism.